AUGACAUCUGAACGGCUGACCAAGAACGGUUAUACAGCAGUAGCAUGCUAUAUGGGGUUUCUGCUCUCGGCAGGAACCGUUGUCCAGAUCAUCACCACGAGGGUUCUUCUUCUCAAAGACAGUGGCAAACGACAGCUUAUUCCUUAUCUUCUUAACAUCGUGGUGUCCAACAGUUUGGUCAUUCUUGGGAGUUUCCCAACGACUUUCAUCUCAUCUUUAAGAAAUGGAUGGUACUUUAGCGAUGCUGUUUGUCGAUUUAGUGGAUUGAUUGCUGGCGUGGGAUGCAUCGCAAUGAUUGCAACGAUGGCUUGUAUAACCGUCAAAGUGCAUUUUCUAGUGAAGCACCAGAAUGCAGUUGUCAAUCAUAUCAUUAACAAACCCGAAGGUAAAUCCUAUAUCAAAGUUCUGGCAGCAAUAUGGAUAUAUUCCUUCCUUCUGAUGCUUCCACCGAUUGUUGGAUGGACCGACAUGGAACUAGAGGCAGCAGAAACGAACUGCGUUCCCGACUGGUCGCCAGAAAGCCUUCCUGAUAAGAUCUACAUUAUAUUUAUGUUUGUUUUUGCUUACGUCGUUCCUGUCGGAUUGUCGAUUUGCUUUCUCUUUAAGACUCAAAGAAAGUUGUCAUCUCACAUAAACGACAUGGGCCAACAGUUCGCCAAUAUUCGACUUGGCAGCUUGAGGAGCAUCUACAAAAUGUCAGCAGUUGCCGUGAUCGCCUUUUCGUUAGCUUGGCUGCCGUACGGCUUGUUCGUGGUUAUUUCUCUUUCCACGGGRAAUAAGAAAAUUUUUAGUCCUGAAGGAACAAUGAUACCGGCGUUGACAGCUAAGACUAGCGUAAUCAUUAACCCUUUCAUCUAUGCUCUCGUGCUUCCAAGAUUUCGGCAAUCCGUCAUACGUCUUUUCCUAUGUAAUAAAGGUAACAUAGGUUCGCAGAACGACAAUGCCAUUGCUGUAGAAGCAAACUUGAACUCAAACCGUCUGGUUGGAAAACGUGGAUCUCAGAUUGUAAAUGACGGGAAUGGAUCUGGGACUAAGCUGCCAAAAGUGGAGGAUCAGCACGUCCGUAAAUAGCAAAUCAAAAAUCGACCUCUCGGCGAUAGGGACAAGAAAGUUAUAUUUGUGCAACCACGCAAAAUGAAUUCUGAUGUACUUGCAUGUUUCAUGUUGAGAAUGUUUUGUGAAAGUGCUUUCAGCUUUUAUGAGAUCGUCUAAACAACCGCCAUAUUGGACUUGCUUAUCAAGAUUUUCCGUUCAAAGCUACAGUAUGGUGCUAUUAUGAUGGAAACCCAUAAUUAUGAAUCUGGGAAUUCGAAACAGUAGCUACUCMGCGUCCAGUUCGAGAGUGUUUAACCCGCAUAACAACAAACAAUUCUUAUUAAUUGAAUUCAAGAUAUUCAACUUUGUGCAUGUUCUACCUAAUGCCCACGCACGUGCACCGCACGUGUCAGUGUCGGCGUUCGACUUUGGGUUAGUGAGCUAUA
Messenger RNA from Actinia tenebrosa (Australian red waratah sea anemone), 1481 nucleotides. RefSeq names its product melanopsin-like. Lineage: Eukaryota; Metazoa; Cnidaria; Anthozoa; Actiniaria; Actiniidae. Gene Ontology annotation, biological process: G protein-coupled receptor signaling pathway. Gene Ontology annotation, molecular function: G protein-coupled receptor activity. Gene Ontology annotation, cellular component: membrane. The record is from RefSeq and is a predicted model, not a curated record.